CCCAACUGUCCGCAGAGUAUUUCAUGUAUUCAGUGUAAUAUAAUGACUAUGUAAUGAUUGUAUUUUGUGUGAUGACUAUGUAUAAUUUGUAUUUUGUGUAAUGACUAUGUAUAAGUAAAUCACGGGAACACCCAGUGAAUAAAUAUUCUAUUCAGGAGCAAAUUUCUUUUGUAAUAUAGAAGUCUGCAGACGAACGAUUAUAUUUUAGACGAACUAUUCUUUAGUUGAUGAAAUGCUGAUUGAUUUUUUUUGCAGAUUUUUCCAUCACAUAAGAAUUUUACUCCAGAUUUUUAGAGCAAUCAAAUUCGCGCCAAUUCCAAAAAUCCUAAUUCAUAAUGAAUUUCUAUGAACACUUCAAGACUUGGGAAAUAGAUUUGUUGCGCUUGUGAACGGCGUGAGACUUUAUGCAUUUAUUUAUCAGUGUACAGCACCUUCUAUAUAUUUACAAAAUCUUUUCUCUAAAAAAUGGGGCUAACAUACCUGAACGUAUCAGAUCAGAGAAGUUUGUGAUCGUUUGCCGUAUCAUUCAUUGAAACAAUAUUUUUAUCUUUUUUACAUAUGAUAUGGACGAAUAAAACUAAGAUACUGGUACUGAAUUAUGCAAAUUUUUGAGACAACAACCUUCUCUUCUUUUUCUGAUUCAUUAAGUGGCUCGUUGUACGUAGAAAUUAAACUCUAACGAUCAGUUUUAUUCGUACGCAUCUGGAAAAUCAUCAUCAUGAAAGAAUCAAAGAGCAGCAGUAGUCACCAGCGCCUGUUUGUGCGUCUCAAAACUCGUCUUCAGUUCGACAACGACUUCAAACUAAUGGCGGUGCUCACGGUGGCAUCGUUAGUUUUAUCCACGAUUUUGAUCUAUAAAUACUGCAUCAAAGAUCCGAACGUCACAGUAUUAACUUUAAAGGGCCUCCAACCUAUUCCAGGCGAUAGCGGUAAAUACGCCGUGGAUUACGAAAAUAUUCAGCCGAGCUGGACGGACUUCUACGCCUACAUCAGAGAAACAGUCGAUGCUUGUCGGAAUGUGAAACAAUUUGGCGGCCAAGACAAUCAUUUCAUAGUGGGAACUGACGGAAAUUAUAAAGUGUGUCUGGACGAGGGCGUCGCGCCCACUCCAGGCUCCUGCACCGUCCUCUCCUUCGGCAUCAACAAUGAGUGGAGCUUUGACGACGCCAUGGAGGAGUACGGCUGUGAUGUGUACUCCUUCGACCCCACCAUGAGCGACCCCGAGCACAUCCGAGGCAAGAGGGUUCACUUCUACCCUCUGGGCCUCGGCGGUGUCACCCAAGAAGUCGAUAUUCUCCUCUCCAAGUCAAUAUUUUCUGCUAAAUGUCAGGUGCUCACCUAUCGUGACAUCCUAGCAAAGAUCGGCAAGACGAACUCAGUUAUCGACUACUUGAAGGUCGACAUCGAGGGCUUCGAGAUUGACUUCCUAGAGAACGUGCUCUACGACGAUCAGGAACUACUCUUUAGAAUCAAGCAGAUCGGCAUGGAACUACACCCAACGGUUUUCGCAAGUGAAAAUACGUCGGUGAGAAAGCAGAAGUACUGGCGGCUCGUCCACAAGCUGCGAAGUUUAGGUUUCACACCGAUAUUCGGUGAGCCCAUUCCUGUAUGGCUCCUCUCAUACACGUACGAUGGAAAAACAGAAUCACUUUGUUGUUAUGAAAUGGUAUGGAUUAAUAACCGCUUUGUGAAGAAAUGAGUUUUUAUUCAAAGUUUCUAACAACACAAUUUAUAUGAGACAUUUCGUAUUAUUGUUAUGAGCAUAAGGGUAAGAAUCACGAAUGCAAGUCAUUAGGGAUGAUACUAAUAGAAGCAUGGUACACGCAACAAAAUAUGUAACGGGUAAUGCAUAACAAGCUUGUUCAAUUUCAUUUUUUCAUAAUGCGCAAUUUGCCGCGUUUAAAUGAAAAUGAUGACUAAAGCGUAUCUAAUUCUUCAUUGUUACCUCUUCAUGUGACAACCACCACUUCAUAGCAUGUGAACUCUCUUAAAAUUACAGCAAAUUUCACGAUUACACUCGGGUUCUCUUAUUGGCUGUGGGAGUUCAAAUGAAAGCUUAACACGGCAUAGGUGUCAAGACCAUAAAUUGCCUUAUAUGGCUGCAAGCAAAGCGAUGUAGGAUUUUAAUGCGCGAGCAAAAAAAAAAUCUAGUUGAAAUGAUGGUAAUUCACUUUCAUAAAAAUCUCUCAGUCUUGAUCAAUUUAAUAGAAUGACUUUGCUGAAUGCAAAAUUGUCGUGUUUAGAACACACAAGAGUAUUUUAUUAUUUUUUCAAUGUCAAAAAGUUUCAGGAUCAGUGUUAAUUUAAGAAAUUCUAUACCUAAUGGGAGGAAAAUAAGAAAAUACGAGUUAUUGAAAACAAUGGAAUGUGUCCUGAUGUAUCCACAACCUUAUUAUAGACCUCUGCAUUUUAUGCUGUGUUUCUAUUUCUAAUAUAAGCUCUUAGCAAGAAAUAUAUUUUAGGUAACAGUAAGUAAUAAUAAAACUGUUGUAAGUAGCAGUAUUUACCAACAAAAAAUUUUUAAGUAGCUGUAAGUAACCAUAAAAACUUUUGUGAGUAGCAGUGAGUAACAAUAACAUUUCUGGAAGUUUUUUCUUUUUGGCAGUAACUAACCAUGAAAAUUUUUGUAAGAAGUAUGUAACAAUAAGAACUUUUUAAGUCGCAGUACGUAAACAUAAAAACUUCUGUAAGUAGCAGUAAGUAACAAUAAGAUAUUUUGUACGUAGCAGUAAGUAACAAUCAGAAAUUUUGUAAGUAGCAGUGUAGCGGGCCAGAUAUUGGCCUCGUUUUGUGUACUAGGUUUCAAGCCGCCGCACUCCUCGAAAGAAAACUGCCUAGAAAAAUGUACAAGCGGAACUGUCUGCGGAUGUAGUCUCACUCUAGUAGGCAGCGACUUUAUCAUUACCAUUGUUGUGCCUAUCUCUGCUGUAUUAACGUUCUUCGUCAUCUGGACCUCUCAAGUGUAAUUGUAUUUUGCGUUUCCAAAUAAUUACUGCAAAUCUCUUGAGUAAACAUUGGCCUGAACUUUAUCCUUAGUUCAGGCCAAUGUUGACGUCCGCGUAUAUUAGUUGUUUCAAUUGUCCACGAACCCUAUGGACCCGCUGGCAGAGACCUUGAAAGGUUUAGAUGAAGUAGUUUCCCGCUACAGCAGUAAGUAAACAUAAAAACCUUUGUAAUAAGCAGUGAGGAACAAUAAGAACUUUUGUCAGUAUCAGAACAAAACUCCAAAAGAGCAUCAUACUUUCUUCGGUGCUUCGUUGCUAUGUUGUCAAUCCUAUCAGAGUUGUGGCAAUUACAGGAUAACUACAGCCCUCAUUUCCCAAUUCUAUACGAUACUCGAUCGAAUAAAAACAUCAGACCAUUAUCGAUAACUGACAUUCUAUCACCUUUGAAGUUAUAAUUACUACCAUCUUUUUUCGUGAAAAUCCCUUCGAUGCAUAGGUAACUGUCUGAUGGUAGUAUAAACUGAUCUUGAUACCGAAUAAUAAACUUGCUUUCAUUGCGUUCACGAUUUAAAUCGGUUCUAAUUUGAGGCUCAUAAUCAUGAGUUUCAUCAACAUUAUGAAUUGAUUCAUCAAUUCAUAUCCAUUCAAUUGUAUAUCCUGGGGGAACAUUGGGAAGAAAUGUGUACACGAUAUAGUUAAAAUCACCAUUGAGAUACGAUCCUUUGAUUAUACUGCCAAUGAACAAGUAUUGCAUUAACAGAAAUUAUAUUUACUAUAUUUGUACUUUCAUGUUCUACAACACUUUCCAACACUCCAGUAUCAAAGCCUAACAGAGUAUGUAGACUGUUGAGUUUGCUGAAAUAAAUUUUCAAGUCAAAAUCACGAUUAGUUAUUACACAUUUCAGAGUAUUGGUGUUCGAUCUUAUAUCAAUCGAGUACUCGUUUCCGUAUGCAUUUUUGAUAAUCUUAUUCAUACUCUCUAUCUCAUAGCAUCCGGUCGGUAUAGUUAUAGGGAUUACUAUAUCAUGUUUCCCAACAGAAAUGUUAUACAGAAAUAUAUAUUAUAUUAUACAUAUUAUAUGAGACAAAUAAUAUAAUAUUAUAAUAUUAUAUUAUUUGUCUCAUCGAUAUUCGGGAUGGAGUGACACAUAUCCAAUUCCACCAAUGCCAUUCAUGAAAUUUGUUUGUAUCCAAUUUUAUUGGUGGCGUGAAAUUCGUGUCGUAUAUCACUGUUUCCACAGGUAAUAACUAAUUUUUGUAAUUCAAUUUUCUUAAACAAAAAUCAUUCAAUAGUUUAACAUCACGCUCAAUAAAUAAAUUUUGUUUAUAAAGCCAAAUAACAAUUGAUGUCCUGCAACAGUAUCAUUGACGUUAGUAGCUAAAACUAUUAUUCCUGAUCCUGAAACAUCUGAAUCAAUAUCUGGUCUUGAUUCCGGAGCUCGAUCCCUAGACGAUGUGGGACAUGCAGCUUUUAUUCUAGUAACUUCAUAGCAUUAAUUUUAUUUCUGCAUCACUUUAUAGAGUGGUUGGAUGAAUUUGUUGUACUUCUCUCUUUUGUUUGCUUUUAUUGUUCCAUCCGGCUUGAGAUGAGCCUUAGUCUGUCUCAAAAUCGUUAGAUAAUUUGCCACAUAAUUUUCUUCAUAUUUUUCAUGGGAUUGUUUUAUUAGUAGCUCCCAUAACCCAACAGUUCCUUCAUAGACUUCAUUACCAAUCCCUAAAUCAUUACCUUGGAUGCUGACAAUUAUUGUAUCUCCUAGCAUAAUGUUUUUACCAUCAAAUUUAAUGCCAUAAGCUCUGUCAUACUCAGAUCCAGGUUUGAACGCUAGAUUUUAAAAAGUUUCAGCUAUUGAA
This is a messenger RNA of Hyalella azteca, 4796 nucleotides long. Its product is annotated as probable methyltransferase-like protein 24. The record is from RefSeq and is a predicted model, not a curated record. Bases 719 to 1699 code for a protein of 326 amino acids. Lineage: Eukaryota; Metazoa; Arthropoda; Malacostraca; Amphipoda; Hyalellidae. The transcript has 7 exons.